Lymnaea stagnalis (great pond snail) is the source of this 13902-nucleotide messenger RNA. Lineage: Eukaryota; Metazoa; Mollusca; Gastropoda; Lymnaeidae. The record is from the annotation of a GenBank genome assembly.
AUUCAAUUCGCCAUUUAUAUCUGCGAUGGCGGAGUUUAUAACAGAAAAAGUUAAGGUCAUCAAUAUAUCUAAAACUAAGGUAAUAAGAACAUGUUGAAUGUCUGGUCAGCUAGUAGGUCAGUAAAUAUAAUGUAAAACCAAAAAUCGUGGGAUCUUCUCUUCAAAAGGUUAUUAUUAAUAGUCUUCUUAUCUUAUUCUUACCCCGUCUUAGGUUCACGUGUACAUUUUCAUUUUUUAAAGUAACUUAAGUAACCCAUUUAAAAUGUAGGGUAGGUUAAUUUUGGAGAGAUAGCACCCUGACGUCAUUUGCGUGUUGUGUCCCUGGUUCCGAUAGGGUCAAAACCUAGGUUUGGGAUAAGUUUAGGGUUCAGGUAAGGAAGAAUACUUUAUCGAGAUAUUCGUCCGGCGGCCAAGUCACAUGACAAUGCUGAGACUGAGAGGAAGAGAGAAAUACGGUUUAAAAAAAAUAUGAAUGCUAAAAAAAUAAUAGUAAUAGUGAGGGGGAUAAAUAAUUAAGUUAAAGGUGGGGAGGCAGAUAGUUCACAAAGAAAUAGACCCUACAUCUUAAUAUAGGGCCGAUAUAGUGGUAACCUAGCCGACUUCCAUGCAAUACUAAUCCUGAAAUAAAACUUUAUUGACCAAGGCCAAAGGCCUAUUGCCUAUUGAAGUCUACUGGUCUUAUUUUAUUUUGUUCAUAUUUUAAGUUUAGGCUUCAAGGUAGAGCUUUACAAGAUGUUUAACCAAGAUAAGAUAAGUGACUUUUUUCUUUGGAGAGUCGGAAUCAAAUAGACUAAUAAGAGUAGUAGUAAUAGUAUUAAUAGUUAGUAUAUAGUAUAGGCCGACCAGUUUAAUAUUCAAAGUCAAACACCUUAUGUAUCUCAGAGCAUUUGAAUAUAUUAACAUGUUCAGCAUUUAUUUAUUAUCUAGGGAUCGGAAUAUCAAAUGCAAUGCAACUAUUUUGCCGGCAACCACUUGCCACAUGACCUGCCGGAAUAAUAACGCCUUCCAGUCGUCCGGUUGUCACGUGACAUGCCCGCCGGAUGUAUAUCUCCCACACUAUUUGUCCGGCGCGCCAGACGUGUAGACACUUCGAUGAUCUUAUAUGCUUUAACCAGUUCAUGAGACAUUGCUGACUGUUUUUCUGUCCAUCGACCAACUUGUGGCUCCUCCACACAGUGCAUCGGAUCCAGUCUUCACAUGCUAAAAGGGGCAAGCUCUGUUUAACUGAGGAUUUGAGGUCCUUCAGCUAUCCUCAAUGUGGUUUUAUUGUCUAGUCGAUACAGCAGACCUGUUUACUCUCACGAUUUUGGCGCACAACGUACGAUUUUGAGGUGUAAACACAAUAUAUACUGUUUAUUUUUUACUAUUAAGAUAAUGUAUUGAACGAUUUUGUGUUGAUAUUGUACGAUUUUAAGAAUUUGAGGGUAAACAGGUCUGAUACAGUUUCUGUGCUGUGGCUGCUUAGAGCCACAAGUGGAAGUUGAGUAUUAUGUUGGAGGUACUGUGUAUAACGUAAUCCAAGUACCUUGUGAAUCUUGAGUUUUUGUUUGAACAAAAAUCCUAUAAUGCUCUGUCUAUGAAAAUGUGAUCGGUUAAUUUUGUUCCAUAACAUGACUUUUUCCCUGAAAUGGUGAAGAAUAAGGUUUUAAAACAAUAAACUCAAUAACUUUGUCAAGACUGACAAUAUUUAUUUUGCUGGAUUUAAAUUCAAUACAGGACGCUGCAUUAUUCGAACUAACAUAAUUAAAAGAUUAAUAUCAUUGAUUUUAUUUUUAAAAGUUUGAUGAAAAUCUGACUUUAAAUAUAUUUUCAAUUAAAAGUUGUGAUUUUGGAAAUAAAUAAACAUGAUAGAAUGUGUGCGGAAUCAUGGGCACCGGCAAGAAUUUUCUCAGGUGGGAUCAACAAACUUCAGACAUUCUUUUUCAUAAUGUAAACAUAUAAUGAAAGCUAAAGAGCGUAGGCCUAUGUAUUAAUAUUAAUUUUUAGAGUUGUUUUUUUUACAAACAUGAAAAAGUCAUUUUGUAAAAAAUAUUAAUUUCUUAACAUGAAUUAGUAAUCUUAUAAUAAUAUAAAAUAUGCAACUAAGAGACUCAUUCAUUUCUUGUUAUUCUUUAAUUUCAAUCUUUGAAAAGGAAUCAAAGCUGUUUAUCCUCUCCAAAUAUUUCAAUUCCUUUCUGCAUAAACUAUGCCAUAUUUCUUUUCACAUUUAAAUGAUGUACACAAAUAAAACACACCCCUGUAAAAUGCUUUUCAAUCAUUUGUCGAACGAAACCAAGUUUUUGACUUGUCUGAGGUUACUAAAGGAAUGCUCCAAAAUGUAGUGUUGUUUUUGGUAAAGUAAGUGCAAUAAGAAUAGAAGGUGAAAAGUGUGUGCUUGGCAGCAAGUUGAUAGCUGCAAGUCAUUUUUAAUACCUUGUGAUUGUUGCUGCUUGCUCCAAAAAUCAAACCAGUUGAUUGCUUCUAGGUCGAUAUAUGUCAAUGACAGCUGGCUGAAGUCUGAAUAGCUGGAACUGGGGACUGUUAUCUCCAGAGAAACUGUUGGUCAGAGAUGAUUUUUCAUCACCAGGGUGCAAACGAUCAGGGAGGAGCUAGACAGCGCGACCCCUACACCUUCCUCACCAUUCUCGGAGGACGUUAGUCAGACAGAAUCAUUUGAUAGUUUUCUGCCUGUGACUGAGGAUGAGGUGAGGCGAGUCAUCAUCAGGUCUGCUCCCAAGUCUUGUGCCCUCGAUCCUAUCCCCGUCCCACUGCUUGUAGAAUGCCUUGACGUCCUCCUCCCAGCACUCACCUCCAUCAUAAAUUCUUCGAUUCUCUCUGGCAUAUUCCCUCCCAUUUUUAAACGGUCGAUUGUCCUGCCCCUCCUAAAGAAACCCUCACUUGAUCCAAACACACUCAAGAAUUACCGCCCCGUCAGCAACCUCUCCUUUCUCUCAAAAAUCAUAGAAAAACUCAUACUCUCUCAGCUCUCUGGCUAUCUUCAUUCUCGCAAUCUCUAUCCUUCCUCUCAGUCCGCCUACCGACUUGGUCAUAGCACAGAAACAGCACUGGUCCGAGUCAUGAGUGACCUCCUGCGCGCGAUGGACGAUGGCAAACUCUCUAUUCUCACUCUGUUAGAUCUCUCUGCUGCAUUUGAUACCAUUGACCACCAGAUUCUUCUUGACCGCCUUCAUCUUUCUUUCGGACUUACUGGCUCAGCUUUAAACUGGUUUCAAUCAUAUCUUUCUGACAGAACUCAAAAAGUCUCUAUUUCAAACCGCUCUUCCAAACCUUCAGCCCUGUCUAUUGGAGUUCCUCAAGGAUCGGUCCUUGGGCCGGUCCUUUUCAUCCUCUACACUAAACCUCUAUCAUCUCUCAUUAGCCACCACUCAGUUUCCAGUCAAUCCUUUGCUGAUGACACUCAAAUCAGUGACUCUUGCUUUCCUGAUCAACUUGAUGCCACAAUCCUUCGCAUACAGGAGUGCGUGGACGAUGUAAAGCGUUGGAUGACUUGCAACAAACUGAAGCUAAAUGAUGAUAAAACGGAAAUCCUUCUCAUCCACUCUCAAAACAAACCUCUCCCUCCAUUCGCUCCUUCUUCUAUAUCUAUUGGCAACUCUGACAUCACACUCUCUCCCUCUGCCAGAAACCUUGGAGUCACGCUUACGGACACCCUCUCCAUGGACAAACAUGUCACGAAUAUAUGCAGAUCAGCAUAUAACGAAAUUAGAAAAAUCAGCACCAUUAGACACCUCCUCUCCUUUGAUGCCACAAAAACUCUCGUCUCUUCACUCAUUCUUUCAAAAUUUGACUACUGUAACAUUCUUCUCUCAGGCAUUCCUCAACACCACAUAGAAAAACUUCAGAAGGCACAGAACUCAGCAUGCAGACUCAUUUUUAAAUCAAAGAAACAUGACCACAUUCAACCACACAUGCGGCAACUCCACUGGCUUCCAAUAUCCUCUCGCAUCAAAUACAAGUCUGCCAAUCUUUGCUUCAACUCGUUCACUGACCCUCACUUUCCUGUCUAUCUCUCUGAACUGUUGCUUCCUUACAUCCCCACAAGACAACUACGUUCUUCCAUUGACAGUAGAACCCUCUCAAUCCCAAGAACUAAAACUAAGACCAUCGGUGAACGCUCCUUCUGCUUCCAUGGGCCCACGUUCUGGAACCAGCUCCCCUUCCAUAUACGUCAUAGUGAAACCUCGUCCAUUUUCAAAAAGUCCCUUAAAACUCAUCUGUUUAGGUCCGCCUAUGACCUGUGAUGCACCCUCCUUGCCCUACCUCAUUUUCUGUUUCGGGUUGAUCCUGAAGUGUCAAAGUGUCCUCGUUUUAUAGCCAUUUUCAUAGUUUCUAUAGAAUAGUAGUUACUAUCCUAGUGUCUCAUUUGUAUUUACUUAGUUUACAUGUUUUUAUAAUUGUAAAGCGCUUAGAGCUUUAUGAUAAGCGCUAUAUAAAAAUGCCUAAAUAAAUAAAUAAAUAAAUAUUAUAGAAUCCAAAUAUGGAACGAUAUUGUUUGUUUAAAGUAGUCUUCUUCAGAGUCGGGAUCUUCACUCUUGUCAUUUGAGUUUCUAGGAUUGCUGCGAUAUACUUGUCGUCCACAGAUAUGAGGGCUCUAUAAAGCUUUUCCCCAGGUCUGUCCUCAAAAAAAUUGUAACUUGAUAUUGGAUGGUAUGGGUUUGUGAGUAAAUGAUAUUUUAAAACAUCUGACAGGUGAGAUGUUGACUGAAUAUAUCGCCCAAAUCAAAAUCAACGAUUGCCAUAUCACAGCAAAAUUAUUAUGUGUUUCAAAUCUGAGUGGUGCCGAUAGUAAUAAACCGCAGCUAUGAGGACCACUGAAAGCAGCUUCAAACUCCCGAGAGUGUGAAAUGGUCAGGUCACUACUUUUAGUGUGUUCUUCAACGUGUUUAUUCUCUCUUGUUAAUGUCAUUGAUGUGGACUCAGUUAUUAGUAUACAACACUCAUCAUCAAAUUACUUCUUUUGUUAUUUCCCUGGCUUCUCAGCCCACAAGGCAUUUAAUGUUUGCUGCUGCUGCUCAUGUGCAGGUCUGUCCAUGUUAUCCAUAUUAAUUUUACUGGAAUUCAUAAAUCUCUCUAUCCCUAGGUUUUUCUUUGACUACAACUAGUACACACUGCUUCUAUCACUUCAGAAUGACCGUCCAGGAAUCUCUAACUGAAAAACUGUUCCCUUAUAUUUCCUGUCGUGUGACUAUAAACUCUACUAGAUACGCGUCCCAGUGUCAUUCAAUUGCUACAUCAUUAAAGACAGCAUUCUCCUGACCAGAUCCUUUACCCCCUGGCCCCCGAUGCCUAUUCAGUGUCUCUACUGACUUAUUAGCAUCUAUCAUGUUGAGUUUUUUUUCUAUCCCUGAUAAUUAAUCUAACGCUACCCAUGGUCUUCAUGAACAUUCCACUUUUACCAGCUAACUACAAAAUUGACUACUCAAACUCAUUUGUUAUACCCGUUCACACACUAUCCUCCUGGUGUCUUCCGGCCUCCCAAGCUAUCUCAUCUUUCCUGUACUACCAUAGACUCUGCCGAUGCCAGGUUAACUACUCCCUCAUCUAUUGUACUUUUGUUCGAAACCUACGCCCAUCAUUUCCCUUCUUAGCCCUGGACAUUUGUGACAUAUAAAAAUAAACAGUAUUUUUUUUAAAUAUAAAUUAUUUGAUAUUCAUAGGGACAAAUUUCAAAUAUUAAUUUUUUUUUUUUUACUAUUAUUUAUUAUUUUCCAGGUGGGGUCAUGUUCAUCCAUGCUGCAGGUGCUCAUGUGUGGAAUGAAGGGGAUAACAUGCAUACAUUUUUCUUGCUGCUAUAUUAAAAUAAAAAGUGUUGAUGAAAAAAUUGCUUACAAACACAUAUAAAGCGAAUCCCUAACUUUAUGUUGGACUUUUAACAUAAAUUUUGUUCAUUAUAAUGUAUGUAUUAUGAUGUACAAUGAGCGCCAUGUUGGGUGGGACCAAAGAUUGAUUAUUGAUCCCAAGGGGUAUGACUGUUACCUAAUCAAGGAUAUUACCCCAUCAUAUUUACACCAUAUACCACCUUUUGGAUUAUUAGCUGGCUAAAGUUUGUGUUAUUAGUUGUGGUUCUUGAGUUUACAGCCUCUCUAUCACUAUCACAAAAACUAUUUGUAGGGCUAGUAGCUAAACGUUAUUGCAGGGAAGGCUCACUCAAGUGUGAUAUUGAAUACACCAAGGCUGUCAAAAUAUUGUAUUGUUUUUAUAAAUCAAAGUGUCUAUGACCUGAGUGUUGGUAAACUUACGGCACUAAAAACUGUCUUUAUCACCAUAUUGAAGGUAGCAAAUCCAUGAGAACUAAAAGCUAAUUUUAUUUUAUCAGAGCUGAAAAUUCAGCAUCUUUCUGAAAAUAGAAAGCAGAUGCAUCACAGAUAGUUUGAUUUUUAAAUAAAUAUAUUGAUACAAGUAGUCUAGUAUUAAAGUACCAUACUUGGUUGCCAUUCAUUCUCGUAUAAUCUGCUUUCUAAUCCCACUCAAAAUGUGGAAGUAAAGCUGUGUAUGAAAUGGUGGAAUACAUUAAACACUUUUACCAGGACCAAGUGGUAUUAGUAAUGAAAUGAUGCAGAUUUGGAUUUUUUUUUUUUUACUGGUUAUAUCUUGAUGUAUCAAAAUUGAAAGAAAAUGAAGAAAUAAUUAUCUAUGACAUUUGUUGGUCUAUUUUAUUUUUGAUUUAAUGUAUAGUAUACUUUUUACAAUUAUUUUAGGUGUGAUAUUGAUAUGAAUCAUUGUUAAAAAUUUAGUAGGCCCAUCUUUAUUUUGCAAAUUUUCACAAGUGACAAAAUCAAGGUCAUAAUACACACAUUUUAACAUUAUAAUACACACAUUUUAACAUUAUUUAUAAAUGAGGAGUAGAUAAAUUAUCAUGUUUUUUUUCUUCAGGGAAAGGGUUUAUUAGGAAACACAAUUUUUCAAAAGGGAGAUGUCAUCUUUGAAGAAAAACCCCUUGUCAGUGCACAGUUCUCUUGGAAUGAGUUGUAUAAAUAUUUGGCCUGUGAAUAUUGCCUUAGGUCACUGGAGACUGCAGAGGAAAUGGCAAAAAGGCUGACCAACAAUCCAGGGCUUUCUUUGCCCUACCCUGAAUGCUGUGAUUUAGAUACAUCCCAAUUUGCUCAGUGCCCGGAUUGUCAGGUAUGAAUCAUUCUUUUAUACUAGCUACAACUACCAUUAGUAAUUAAGGUUUUAUUAAGCAAAGUAACUCUGUUCUUGUCCUUUAUUUUACAGUCUAUCAGUGAGAUCUUUCCCUAUUUAAAUUGUUCCAACAUGUUUAUGACUGACCUAGUAAUUUUUUUACUUUGAUUCAUACCAGAUACUUUACUGUAGUUCUGUUUGUCGUGACCUUGCUGCUAGUCAGUAUCAUCAGGUUUUAUGUAAAGGAUCAUCCCAUGAUGAUGCAGAAAAUCCUUUAAAUCAGCUUGUUGAAAUAUGGAGGUAAACAUUUGAUUAAUCAAUUAUUGCUUCAUGCUAAAGCAGUUAAUGCAUUGUGAGGGUCAUUUAUGAUACUGAUAAGUAAAAUAAAAGCUGUUAAGGUAACUUUAUAUAUUAUAUGCAAAAGCUUUUUAAAAAAAAUAUAUUUCAAUAUUUAAAAUCUCUACCAAAAAGGGUAAGAUAUGCAAAACAAAAUGAUUUUCAUUGUCUUUUCCAGAUCUUUUCAUUAUCCACCAGAGACAUGUAGCAUUAUGCUAAUAGCUAAAAUUAUAGCUAUGGUUAAACAGGUUUGUAUAUUCAAACAUAAUUACUGGAGGAAACACAUUGCUUAAUAAAUGAUCUAUUUGAUCAGAGAGAAAUAAAGUUGUAUAACAAUGAUCAUCAAUGUGUGGGAUACCACCUCCCAAAGUGGCGAUGGGAUAGCUGAGAGGAGCCCUGAAAGGCUUUGGAGAUUGUGGGGAUCCCAGGACUCUCAAAACGGGCACUGGGGAAUACAUUUUUAAUUAAAAUUAUAUAUAUAUAUCAAACUUAAAAGCAAAUAUGCCUUCCCUGUUUUGGUAAGAUAAUUAUCUCUAAUAGAGCACAAUAUUGACCAUCUCAAGUGGUUAUAAGGGGGAGAGAUUGCAAUCGGGUUAGGCAAAAGGAAAUGAGCGAAACAAAGUAUGAGAAAACCUGAAAGAAGGAUGCAACAUAAGGAAUGUAUCAGCAAGUAGCCUUUCAAACCAUAAACAAUUUAAAACACAUUCCAGCACAUUCGUCUUGCUGUCCUCUCAGAUACUACAUUGCAGCUAAGUGUUUUUUAAAUACUCUGCUAUGUGUUACACUUUGACAUUUGUGUAAUUAUUCUUUACUGAGGGUCCUGGAAACUAUUAUUUUGUAAUUUUCUUUUUUAAAAAGUAUGUGUGUGUGUGUGGAGGGGGUGGGGGGGGGUAAUGGUGCACUAGGGAAGAGUUUAUUUCCCCAUUGUUGAGUGUGUUUGUGGGGGGGGGGGAUUGAAAACCACUAUUCUAGAGUUCUAGGAAAUAGAUGACUUAGUUUAGUACUAAUUACAAAUUAUUUAUUGUGGAAAUUUGUAAUUGAAACUAAGUAUGAAGAUUUAAUUUUUAAUAAGGGCAAUGACUCAUAACUCUUAUAGCACAUUAGCAAGUAUUUUUUUAUGUGGCAUGUAGUAUGUUUACAUUGGAUAUUUCCAAUUUUUUCAAGUAAAGUAAAUAAAAUAUUCUUGUUUUGUUGUUAGGCACAAGAUAAAGGAAAAGUUAUUUCAUCAUUUUCAAAUUUUGUGCAAACUGCUGUCAAUGACCAAGAACACAUUGCACACAAACUGCUUGGGGAACAAUUCCAGGUAACUUAUAUUAUAAAAUUUGGUCUAACUAUAUUUUUUCCUUUUCUAAGUAGUUGGUACUUUUAUUUGGACAGUUUUAAAUUCUUUAAUUUUAAGGCUCAAUUUCAGAUCUUAAAAAUUGAAACAAAAUAAAUAAAUGUGUAUAGCUAUUUGCUACCUGUAAAUAGAAGACAAAACAUAAGCAAUUUAUAACACUAUUUUUAAUUUUUAGCCAAUUGAAAUUUUUUAAAUAUUUUAUGUCACUUUGUAGGUACAACGAGAAGUGUUGAGAAAGCAUUUAACAGAUGCUUUAUUUGAGGAGUCUGUACAAGAAGUAAGAGUUGUUCUAAAACUUUUAGCCAUUUUCAUAUUUAACUUUUGAUUACCCGGUACUGGCAUGCUUAGAUUUAUUUUUGGAGCUGCAUUUAUGUAGUUAUAAUUGCCCUUAUUAACUUUUCAAGUAAAGUAUCUCAACUAUGAACAUUAAAAAUUAUUUUUUUAAAUUCCGAAUUUUCAAAUGAUUUCACAAGGUAAAUGACUUUUAAUUUCAGUGGUUCACUUCAGAGGGUUUUAAUUCUUUGUUUGCACUAAUUGGCACAAAUGGUCAAGGAAUUGGAUCAAGGUUAGCCCAAUAUGUAUAAUAAGGCUAUAGGCAAAAGAUUAAUUAUAACUGCUUGUUAAGUUAAUAGUAUGGAAACAUUUUUUUUGUUAUAAUUAGUCUGGAAGGGCUCUUUCCUUCUUUAUAUUAAAUUAUUGUUUCAUUUAUUUUUUAGUAAAGAGAACUAGGAAGUAAGAUAAAAAAUAUAUUUUUGUAAAAUCCUUUCAUAAUUAUUUAUCUAAAUUUGCAACAUGAGGUACAUAAUAUCAUAUUGUAAAUUUUCUUCAUUAUAAAUUGUAAACCCAAACAGUAGUUUUAAAACAUAUUUAUUAUAUGCUAUCAGACCUGUUUACUCUUACGAUUUUGGUAUGGUAUACAAUGGAGAAUUUUGAGUCGCGUUUUACAAUUGUAUGCCGAGACCUGUCGGAACUAUGACUCCAGGAGGCCGAGUUGAAAAAUUUAUAUGCGAGUAGUUUUUUUUAUCAUUUAAAAAAAUGAACAAACAAACCAUUUUCGGUUGUUAUUUUUAGCUCCUGUCUACAUCUGGUGGUGAAUGGUCUGAGAAAUAUGAUUUGUUGGGGACCAUCAUAAUUAUAUUACUGAUGGGGGGCAUUGGUGUUGACUAAGGAGCAUAAGGAUGUGCAUGGGAGGGGAUGAGGAAUAUGUCUAAAUAAUUUUAAAGACUACAAAAAUGGUUUGCCACUUUUUAUAAUGAUGGUCAUCAUAUUGUUGCUUUCUAUUUCCACAAUGAACUCGUUAGAUAUGGCAAAAGUAAUAUUUAAUGUAAUUAAAACUAAUCACAAAUUUAGUCAACAUUCGCUUUUGUUUUCUUUGAUGCUGUAUGACAUACGUUGGUGACAAUUAUUUCAUUCUUGCCUGAACAUGAAUUGCACAAAAUGGAGAAAACAGCACAUUUUUUUAUUUUUAAUAAUGCAUUCUCAACUGCUUUACAGAAUAGCAUUAGAGUUGAGAUAUUGUAUAAGAUUCAGUAAGUUGUAGUUAUCUAUAAAUCUAUUUUUAGAAAUCACUAAGAAGCUGUACAAUUUUAAGAAAUAUAGAAAGGUUAGAGGUAAACCUGAAGAAGGAUCAAAGGAGAAAGUGAACAUUACAACCAAAAAACCUUGGACAGCUAAAACAGUUAAUAACAGAGACAAAGGGUCUCAGCUUGUUGCAUAAAUAUGUAGUCUACAGGAAAUGGUAGACUUAUGCAACGAUGGAAGUGUGCCAUGAAAUCAAAGAAUUUGUCUAUGAGAUUAACAGGAAACGUAAAAUCUUAGACAUAAAUGAAUAAGUAAAUAAUUAAAUGAAAUAAGAUUAAAAACGUAAUGAAGAUUGCUAUAAAGCAGAGAGGAUAGCAUAGGUAAAGUUAGCAAGGAUGCAAAUAUGGAAAGAAGUUAAGAACACAAAAGGCAAAUGGGGCUCUUGCUUUACCUACACAUGUUUGGAACACAAAGAGAAUAAUCAGAAUAUUUAGUUAAAAAUGUUGUUUAUUAUUCAGAACUAUUUCGGUCAGUAAAGAAAGAUUAGAAAAGACUUUAAACCUCCAUUAAUAGUUUACUGUGUAUUAUUAUUAUUAAAGGGAUCUUAUAUAGACACCUUAAUAUUAGGUGAUUCCACAAAAUCACAAAUAUAGCAAUUAAUUAUGAAGGUCAUAAUGAGGAAGGGAAAGGAAAUUCAUGGUUAUUAGUCAUAUAAUGUAAAGGGAAAAAGAGAGAGUGUGUUAGCAUUUUAAAGAGAACAUGACAUUCAUACCAUGUGGUGUCAGGGUCCCAUAGGUGUGUAUCAACCCUUGCUUGCCUGUUGGUUGAGGAAAACAAUAGCCGUAUUGGACACAUCUGUUGAGCAAUACAUUGUCAAGCACACCUCUUCCCUUCUCCCAAUAAAGUAGGCUGUGGUUGUUAGGUUAUAUUUUAGCAGAAAACAUGCAAUGACAAUAGUUAUUGUAUACAUUAUGAUGUGUGUAUAUUUAUUUACUAAUACAAUACAGUAUUGAACGAUUAUGAUGAGGUAAAUUACUAUUCUAAAAUGAUACACUACUAUUUUGGGAGUUCCAGGGUAACCCGGUCUGUGCUAUAUUUGACAAUAAUUUUUUUCAGAUAGGUAUGUUUUUAUUGAUGACUGCAUUAAAACACAUGGACAUUGCUAACCUGAUUAAUAAUUUUGAUUUUCAGCUCUUUCAGCAGAUGGGUAAAAAAUACGGAAAAACUCCCUUUGGGUGAUUCUGAAAGGAAACAAUUAGAUGAUCUAAUUGAAAAGUGUUAUGAGCAAUUAGAAGAAGGUAUAGCCAUUUUCAUUAAGCCAAUAAUUUUUUAGGCCUUUAAUAUUGAGAAAAUGUCAGUGUAUAAAUUACCUUUGAGUGUUACUGGAAUAAUGUGAAUUGUUUAAUGUUUUAAAGUUUCAGGUGAUUUUUUGGAUUGUGAAGGUUCUGCAUUAUACCAGUUGCAGAGUUCAUGUAAGUAUUUUGUGAUAUCUACAAAAGUCCAGUGGUAAUAAAGUACAAUUUGUGUGCCUAGCAUAACUUAGAUAGUUUCUUUUACCCAAAGAAUGGGACAAUAAACACACAGUCCUGGUAGUCAUUGGUAGAUGAGCAACAUGAAGAGGGAUAUUAAAUGUCAUUCAACUGUAACUUAAGUUAUGAAAGUACUGCAUUUGCAUAAUUUGAAUGUAUUUCCAUGAAUUAAUGCCCGUAACUCUAUCUCUAUCCAUACCCAUUAAUGCUCAAACUUACAAAAUUGGCAGCAUUUAAUCAUAUUUUUCCUCAGUACUUAAGACUGAUAAGUUAUAUUUAUCAUUAAUUGAACGGAAAACAAUUUAUUAUUAAUUGAACGGAAAACAUAUCUUUUUAACAAAUGACUCCUUUUCUUUAGGUAACCACAGCUGUAUUCCUAAUGCAGAGAUCACUUUUCCAUAUGGGGACAAUACAUUAGCUUUGGUGGCUCUUAAAGAUAUAUCACCAGAAGAGGUAUUUGAUCAUUUCUUUUCUUAUUUAAGUUUUCUUUUCGUUCUAAAUAUUUACGAUCCUCAUUUUUAUGUUACAGACAUAUGGAAUGUGUUUAAAAAAGGUGCAUGCUAAGAGGAUAAAAUCAAAUUUAGAUAUAUACACAAAAUUGUGUUAUAUAGAUCUUGGAAGUAAGUUCAUUUGAAUUAAUCAUUUGAUAUUCUUGAUAAUCAAUUUUUGUAUCUAAUGACUGAUCUGGUUUUUAAUGAAAUUGAUUUCUUUUUGUUUAAUUUUAAAACAGAUGUAACAUAAUUUAAAUCAUGAACAAUACCUAGUUUAUGGUAUCAUUUUCAUGUGUUAGCUUUAUUUUAAAGCUGAUGUUGAGUAUGGUAGUUCAUUAAUAAAUGUUGCGACUGGAUAUUAUGUUUGAUUACGAGCAGUGUGUUUUUGAGAGAUUAAUUAGUUGGUAAACACUCUUCCUGCACUUGACUUGGUGACAUAUUUUUAUGCUUAUUAUGACUUAUGUCAAGUCUGUUUGAUGACAUACGUUUUCUUUGUGUGGCAGUCGUGAAAGGAACAUUGUGGAAGAAGGUUGGGUUUUAUUUCUCUCUGAUAGCGAGCUGCGCUAUACAUGUGUAUAUGGAAUUAACAGUCUGUAAGUUUAAUUAUAUAUAUUAAAGUUGCAUUUAUUAUGAAAAAAGACUUGCGUUGAUUCAGUGCUAGUGCGACGUAUUACAACUUGUAAAAGAACUUGAUAAAUUAACCAAUCUAGUACACAGGAGUAUGACAGCUGGGAAUGUCUUCUCUAAAAGGAACAAAAAUGUAAUUAUAGCAUCAUGGAGGUUUGCCACACUGCUCAACCAACUUGUGCGUAUUUUGUGUAAGCUGCUUUGAAUAUUUGUCAUAUUUUAGUGUUAUCAGUAAUUUUUCUUAUUUUUGAUUUUUUAUUUUAGGAAAUUACUAUUAGCUAUCUAGGAUGUUGUGAUUUGGAGAGAAGCAGACACAGUCGACAGAAGGCCUUAAAGUAAGCAGAUUAAGAAUUUUAUCAUUGCCAACAACAAGGGUCAGCAAACUAAAGCAAGGAAGUCAAGCUGCACUGAAAAGUUAUUAAAGCAAUACCCUCAGAAGAUAGAUAACCAUGUUUUUGAUAAAAUUGCUAUGAAUAGUUAUUGCAACUAUUAAAGGUUAAUGGUUUGUUAUAGACAAGAUCCACAUUUCUUUAUCAAUUGAGUGGAUUUACUUUCAAAGUAUUUCUAGAUGAUCACUUUAUCUUGUAAUUUUAAAAAAAUAUGUUUAGAAUUAUUUUAUAAUUAAAUUGUUUCCCAAUAAUAAUUCAUUUGUUUUUCCCCACAGGGAGAAUUAUUUAUUCAAAUGCACUUGUGAGAAGUGCCUGUAUCAGGCUGAUGAUGCCAGUGUUACAUCAGAAGAGGAUGAUAGUGAAGAAAUGGAUGAAGAAGAAACAUAAAAAUAAAAUGUGAUUUAAUUUGAAUAAAUAAUAUGUGAAAUAAUCUUUUUUUUUUUCCAGUUUAUAUUUGUGUAAAACCUUAUACUUAUAGUAUAGUCGUGGAGAUUUUUGUCAAACAGAUCUCCUGACUUUUCCCACCCUUUGGAUCUCAUCAUUGUAUU